Messenger RNA from Erigeron canadensis, 1023 nucleotides. Its product is annotated as probable carboxylesterase 18. Bases 1 to 1023 code for a protein of 340 amino acids. The transcript is spliced from 3 exons. The record is from RefSeq and is a predicted model, not a curated record. NCBI's taxonomy places the organism in Eukaryota, Viridiplantae, Streptophyta, Magnoliopsida, Asterales, Asteraceae. Gene Ontology annotation, molecular function: hydrolase activity.
AUGGAAGUUGUAGCAAAAAAAACUCCCAACUCACUCUCUUUGCCAUGGGGAACAAGAAUUUUCCUUCGCCUUCUUGGCAUUUUAACUGAUAUAGUGUCCCGCAAAGACGGGACAGUGAACCGGAGAUUCAUGAGUUAUUUCGAAAGCAAGAUCCCGCCCACGUUAAAACCCGUGGAUGGCCUCAAGACAUAUGACGUGGUCUUGAAUCCAACUUUCAAAACCUGGUUUCGGGUAUAUCUCCCAACAGAAUUCUCUGUUGAAGAUCUCCCUGUCCUUGUAUUCUAUCACGGUGGUGGGUUUUCCUACAUGGCCGCCAACUCAAAGGUCUACGAUGAUUUGUGCCGCAACAUGGCUACAAAAAUGCAGGUCAUUGUUAUUUCCGUUGAAUACCGUCUUGCACCAGAGUUCCCGCAUCCUGCACAAUAUGACGAUGGAAUUGAUGCACUGAAGUAUUUGGACGUGGAAGAGAAUCGGUUAAAAUGUUCACUACAAAAUGCAAACUUUUCACGUUGCUUCGUGGCUGGAGACAGUGCUGGUGGAAACCUAGUUCAUCAUGUUGUUCAAAGAGCAUGCGUCACCAGUUUUAAACAUCUCAAGGUAAUUGGCUUAUUGGCAAUUCAACCAUUUUUUGGAGGGAUAGAGCAAACAAACUCUGAAAAAGAGUUGGAUGAACAGGUGCCUAUCUUGACGGUGAAGCGAACAAAUUGGUUUUGGGACGUGUUCAUGCCAGAAGGUAAAGACCACGACCGUGAUCACGCAAGCAUCAACGUAAGUGGCCCGAACGCCAUAGACAUCACAAAAUUUGUCUUUCCAACAACCAUGGUUGUUGUGUCCAAGUUCGAUAUUCUACAUGACUGGCAGAAAAAGUACUACGAGUGGCUGCUCAAGUCUGGAAAAGAAGUAGAAUUGGUGGAGUACCCAAAUAUGUUUCAUGAUUUCGUUUGCUUCCCUGAGUUACCAGAAGCUGACCAAUUAAUCUUUCAGAUGAAGGAGUUUAUUUACAAGGUCUUUAAUAAGGCUUAG